This is a messenger RNA of Nematostella vectensis (starlet sea anemone), 2442 nucleotides long. RefSeq lists its product as uncharacterized. The record is from RefSeq and is a predicted model, not a curated record. NCBI's taxonomy places the organism in Eukaryota, Metazoa, Cnidaria, Anthozoa, Actiniaria, Edwardsiidae. The transcript has 2 exons. The coding region runs from base 1 to 2043 and encodes 680 amino acids.
AUGGCUCUGGAACAGUCUGUAAAUGCGGACUCAAAGUCAAAAGGUGUAAUCGUUGGAAUCUCCCCAAACCAAGCAGCUUUGCAGAGGUGGUUUCUCACAAGUCACGAGCGAGCCUCUGUUACCACGGCACUGAAGGAUGCAUACUCUGCACAAAGUGAUCACACCCAUAGCCACAAGGAGUUGUCAUCAAAGAGGAUUGCAAGAGACGAAGCUGAUGUCAACAAGCUUGUUAACUGUUUCGCAUCUGGAUUAAUGAACAAUCCUUUCGAGCAUGAGUCUGACGCCCUCGUUAACUUCGCAACAGGGGUUGUUUUGCCGACCGAAGUUUCCAAGCAUCUGAUGGAGAGCGAGCGGAACGGCCAAGAGCAAAUGGCGGUAUUCGUAAAGGAGAGGAUCAACUCCAGUGAGGUCCGUUUCUGGGAUCCGAUUCCGGAACUCAAGGUCAAGACCUUUGACACCGUGACUAAGAGGGUACAAGUAAAAGCAACGAAUGAGAAGCUGGUAACAGUUAGGUCCGACAGGGAUUUAUUUGGCAGGCUGUUAAUCGCCGCGAAUGCCCGGCAAGUAGACCUGAAGGGCGUCUUUGCACAUGAACUUUCUUCAGUUCCAUAUGCCCUCGCUCAUCAAGAUAGAAGCCUGAGAAAGACCAACAAGAGCGCUCUGGCGGGAAUAAUUGAAGUCAAUGUUGACGUCCCUAGUAUGCUACCACCUACUACUAAGGAUAUUGUUCAUCUGAUCGAUACAAUGGCUCUGGUGCAAGCUGUAAAGUCUGGUGGGAGCAACACAUUCGGAGAGUUAGCGGUGAAAUACUUCUCCGUCAUUACAAGCCCGAUGAAUGCUGCGUGCUGUAAUGAAGUUCACCUAGUGUUUGAUCAAUACUGGGAGAUGUCAAUCAAAGUGGAAGAACGAUCAAGAAGAGCUGCAACUUCAACUUCACUAGAGGUCCAGAUCAGUGGGCCUGCUACACCUAUUCCUAAACAAUGGGGCAAGUUCAUCACAAGCAGCAAGAACAAAGUCAAUCUCUGUGAAUUUCUGACGAAGUCCUUAACAGAGCUCGGGAUGGAACAGCUUGAGAGCGAUCAACGACUUGUCCUCAGUGGAGGCGAAAGAGAUGGCUUCCGUGCUUUAGAGGUUACAUUCGGGCACAGUGAAGAAGUCGAAGCACUGAGAUCAGACCAAGAAGAGGCAGACACGCGGCUCUUUCUCCACGUCAAGCAUGCUUCGAUCAACCAUCCCAGAUGUAGAAUCGUUGUUCACUCCCCUGACACAGAUGUUCUUGUGCUUGGAGUUUGUCACUAUACUAGAAUUGGCUGCCACGAACUCUGGCUCAAAACGGGAAUCAAAGAUCGCCUUCGGUUCAUCCCACUACACGCUAUGGCUCAACAUUUGGGGGAGAGAAUGUGCGAUGCUCUGCCAGGAUUUCAUGCCAUUUCUGGUUGCGAUUCCACGAGCUCUCUUAGUGGAAUUGGCAAGAAAAAAGCAUGGGACAUCCUUCAAAGUAACAAUGAUCACCAGGAUAGUCUAAGUCUGCUCGGAGCUGCAGAAAACGUCGGUGCUGCAACUAGGUCCAAGUUUGAAGAGUAUGUAUGCAAUCUUUACCACAAGAGAAAGUCAACAUCAGCUGAUGAGCUACGCUACUUCCUCUUUUGCCAGAAGAAACAAAAGAGCGAAAGGCUUCCUCCAACAUCCAACAGUCUGCAACAUCACCUGGAACGGGCCAACUACCAAGCUCUUGUAUGGCGUCGCUCCUUGGAGGCAAUGCAGGACCUCCCGAGGCCAGAAGAUAGCGGGUGGGAGAGGUCAGGGAUUGAGCUGAAGCCAGUUCUGAUGUCCAAGGACCCUGCCCCAAGCAGUUUGUUAGAGCUCUCGACGUGUGGCUGCAAAUCUGGCUGUCAGAGGAACUGUUCCUGCAAUAACAACGGACUCUCUUGCUCCGAAGCGUGCAGCUGCAUGGCUGGAACAGACUGCAGGAAUCAGUAUUCUUUGCGACUAGCAUGCAAUGACCUCUCCGAUUCUGACGACUCGGAUUCAGAUUCUGACUGAGUAAUACACGAGCGGGCUUCCUGGGGUGCCGGCUAGGGAUAAAUAAAGGCAGAUGGAUCUCCAGCGACACGGACAUCAGCUCAAAGCUCAAAGCAGCCAUUAGAUGAGUGGAAAACAGUCGCCUUGAGUAGACUGAAUCCGUUUUACCGGCAACGGCGGGAUUUUCGUAAGAAAAAGCAACAUUUUUUUACAUCUGUUUGAUCACGUGACUUUUCUUUAUCUGGGGCGUACUUUAGCCAUUUCCUUAGAAUGUUGAUAUGUAUAAAAACUGUAAAGUUAUAGCUUUUCUAUGCACGGAAAAUGUAAAAAAAACGCGCCCUCUUAAUGUGAGCCUCGUUUCCAUGCAGGACUACGAGUGCCGUAAUAAAACACGCCCAUAUCUUUUGAUUGACACCACAA